This is a messenger RNA of Neofelis nebulosa (Clouded leopard), 5033 nucleotides long. RefSeq names its product adaptor related protein complex 4 subunit sigma 1 (gene AP4S1). The coding region runs from base 212 to 577 and encodes 121 amino acids. Gene Ontology annotation, cellular component: intracellular membrane-bounded organelle. Gene Ontology annotation, biological process: vesicle-mediated transport; protein transport. Lineage: Eukaryota; Metazoa; Chordata; Mammalia; Carnivora; Felidae. The record is from RefSeq and is a predicted model, not a curated record. The transcript is spliced from 6 exons.
UUUUAUGGAUAAAGGGGAUGGAGGAAGAGGUGGCCAGCUGAAGGGUACUCUAAAAAGAAAAACUCAAUUUAGGGAAGCACAGAUGAGUCAGUCACUGAGGAAGAACUAACUAAAAGAGAACCUAAGUGAAUAAGGCAGCAUCCCAGGUUCUAGUUUCAGAUACCCCUUGACAUAACUUUUGAACUAUCCGGAAAAAUACUGGCCAGGAAAAAUGAUAAAAUUUUUCCUCAUGGUGAAUAAACAAGGGCAGACCCGACUUUCUAAAUACUAUGAACAUGUGGAGAUUAAUAAGCGUACACUUCUGGAAACGGAAGUCAUAAGGAGCUGUCUCUCCCGAUCCAAUGAACAAUGCUCUUUCAUUGAAUUUAAGGAUUUUAAGUUGAUAUAUCGACAGUAUGCAGCUCUCUUCAUUGUGGUUGGAGUUAAUGACACUGAGAAUGAGAUGGCAAUUUAUGAAUUCAUCCAUAACUUUGUGGAAGUUUUAGAUGAAUACUUCAGCCGCGUGAGUGAAUUAGAUGUAUCCUUUUUCAAAGUCAUGAGCCAGGUUUUCCUCAGUACUUGGCAAAGCACAGGCUAGUCCUGAUCAGGUAUGUAAAUUGAAAGCAGGGCUGCAAGGGGUGAGAACUGGCCCUUGGGCUCAGGGAGUAUGUCUUUGGGAAGGGGAGGCCCUGAGGGGCAAGGGAGCCAAAACCUUGUCAGCACGAGAGCUGCAGUCAGUGCUGUCAUGAGUGAAGAGUCUCAGAAUGAUGAACAGUCCCCAAGGGAGUCAGCCAUUUACCUGGGAGAGGGAUGUGAAGGUUCCAGAUUAAACAGGUCUGCACUCCGCACUUCUCCGACUCUCACUGGCCUCUCACUGGCCUUCACCGUCUCCUUAUUUUCUCUAAGUGCGUUCUCUGCGUCCUUCGAUGCCAUAUCCAUCCGCCACUAACCUGCCCAAGUCUGCCUGCCUGCCUUCCGCCCACUCCUUUUGUUCCACGCUUGCGGCUUCCAGCUGUUUGACUCAGAAAUAGGGACAGCGGGUUAUGAGGGGCAACAGUAUUAGGGGAAAAAACAAGAGAAAUGGACAGGCUCAUUUGACCCAAUGCUGACUUUCAUAUUUGUGUGAUUUUACAUAAAUCUAUAUAAAUUUUAAAAAAACUACACCUGGAUGUCUUGUUGCUCUCAGAAUAUGAAUGGGUCUUUAAGGAAAAACGUAUUGAAAACAAACAAAACAAAACAGAUAAAUUCCUUUUCAGCGGCCUAAUUCACAGGAGGCAAUACUAAGCCUAAAAGUGAGCAGCAGACUAUAUUACCAGUAGAGUAUAUCCCGGACUGUGCAGUGUCGUGAGUCUUCUAUAGAAUAAUAUUUGAAUUUUUGUAGAAAAUGUGAACACAAGGCCCUUCACAGUUUACCUAAUUUCAUGGGAGACUGAAUUAAAAUAUAAACAGGAAAGCAAGUUUUUUCUCCACCCCACUUAGUUUUUCAACAACUUUGUUAGCUAGGAUCUUAAAAAGAAAGAAAGAAAGAGAAACCAAGGAAGACGACAAGGGAUCUAAGACCAAAAUCUAGAAUUAUACAUUUUAGUUUCUAGGCUGAGUUCUGCCUUAGAAUUGCCUUUCAAGUCCCAUUUGAAUGUAUGCUGCUCAGUUUUCUCUUAUUAAAGGAUAAAUAGACCACUACAGUGGUGUUAAAUUACCAUACUGAAAAAGUGAUUUAUGAUUCAGAGACCAAAAUUCCAAUGUGGGAACCAGAAACAUUUUAAUUAGAAAAUUGGUUUCAGGUGGCACUAAUAUUACUGGGGUCCUAAGAUGUUCCACUUCAAUCCACAUUACACAUAGAAAUUCAGCAAGGCUUUUGGGUCUCAGGAUUGGAAAAAGUGGGGCUUUCUGAAUCUGCUCUUUAGGAGGCUGGCCGUAGUUCACAUCAGCUCCAACCACAGGGUGUCCACAAGGGGAAACCAAGUGCCUUAUGGAUCUUUAAGUCCGUCAAGUUCAGUAUAACCCGCAACUAGGACCCUCUUGAAAAAGUCCCUUCUCAGCUCACCACAGUAAUAGACCAACAGCCUGGGCCUUUCUCGCUUCAUCCUCUUUGAGAUGUCAGGGUUGAAGCAUAUUUGCCUAUGUUUAUUGCCACAGGGCUUUGCAUUAUAGGGCUUUUUUUUGGUCCCUGCUCACCUGACAUGUAGCUCAAAUGCCAUUAUUCUUGGCUUCACCAGUGUGUACAAGUUGCUUAUAAACCAAAUCAAGAUGUAAACAACAGCUGGAUUCUUAUUUUAAAGGAGUCACAUGAUUCCAGGUGGAAAUCUGCUUUCAGGGUUUUGCCUCACACUGGAUUUGGUCUGUGUUUUCCCUAUAUGGUGCCAGAAAGCUACAUGGUUAUUAAGGGUUUGAACCAGAUACUCAGACAGGCAGUCACAUGCCCACGGUACAGGGUGAUCUCACUGAACAACUCAUGUUUCUAGGAUGUUGGGAAAUUCAGACUUGUUGAAAGACUUUGUCUUUACAAUGUGAGGAUGUCAGUGGUUGAUAUGAUUCAGCAGCAAUUCUAAUCUGAAUUUCAAAACAAGUGGCUUCUUGCUCAAGGGGACAUCUGAAUUUUAGAUCAUCUACUUACCAAAGUCUUCAGCUUGAUCCCUAAACUAACUCAAAUAGACAGAUUAAAAUUAGAUCUCCUCUCUCCAAGAAAAUCAUCUUGGAUGAGUUCACAUAUUCAAUGCACCAAGGCUUUCAUUGCCCUUAAUGAAAACAAAAGGGGGAUUCUGCAGGCCAUUUUUCAUGCAGCCCCCUGUGCUCCCCAACUCCACUUUGUACUGAGCUGACAUUCCCACUUUGGCUUCUAAGUUCUGGCUUCUGGGUCUGAUGGAGUCAAGGGCCUAAUAUUCCAGUCCCAAUUUGGUCGUGGACAAAGCAAUCAUCAUCUAUAUAAUUGCAAGACAUUAUUAAUAGGUAUAUCAGAGUAAAGCUUUUUUCUUUUUUCUUUUUUUUUCUUUUCUGGGUCAUUUAAGGACAGUUCCCAUGGGUUCCUGAAAAACAGUUUAUUCUGCUAGAGGACUAUUUGCACAGAGCUUAAUGAGAUAUUAGUGCAGAGCCUAAUAGGAACUUAAAAGUCAUUCACAGGGUUGUAUCAUUUUCUGUAGAUGUACUUCACUAAACAAAUACAAUAUAGAUUUGAACAUGUGAAAUUAUUGAGAAAAAAACCAGGUGGUAACAAUUCACUUUACCAAGGUUCACUAUUUAAUUAUGAACUUCCCUAGUGCAUUUAAAUCACUCAUUUGUUGACUGAACAAUGAACAAUCUGAAACAAUGUUUCAAUCAGCUGUUUUUUUUUUUUUAAGAGACCAGGAUCAUGUUCUUUAAAGACAUGGAUUAAUAAGCUAUUAAAGUAUAAAAUUCAGAACCAUUCAACUAUUGUCAUCAUCUUAUUGUAGUUCCCAUUCUCCUUUCACAAAAGUUCUCUGAAGGGGCUACUGGGAGAAGAAUUUGGCUCCUUCCAAUUAGCUAGACAUUGUAGUCUAACAACAUUUUCGUCUUCCCCCAUGUGCUAUACUGACUUUCCACUAAGAACAUCAGUGGAAGUGGCUCCAUAUUUCUCAAAUGAGUAUUUUUAGAACUGUUCAUUUAUGCAAGAUAGUCUCAUGAAUUUCAGAAUUUUUAUCUACUUGGGAAUUAAGUCAGCAUUGACUUGCUUCCUUCAUUCAUAUCUACUCUUGGUUAUUUUUUUCUUCAGCGCGACAGAAAAGAUAGCUUAAGACAUAAGGUUUUGUAAAAGCAUUUGGUUUUGGAUGAAGUAUUUAGGGCUGAGGGAGGCUAUAUACUCAGUAGCCUCAGGCCUCUCCUGAGAAGUGUAGAAGCAGAACCAUCAAGCCAAAGCUGUGGACGUAAAUUCCAGCUCCUGGCAAUUACCAGCCAUGUGACCUUGGACAAUGGCUCUGAGCCUGUUUGCUCCAUGCAAAAUGAGGAUAAUGUGUAACAUUUAUACCAUAGAGUUGUAGAGAAGACUGAAAAAAUUAUGUAAAACAACACAAUGCCUGGAACAUGAGUAUUCCAUAAAUCGUGGCUGUUACUGUUGAGGUUAUUAUUGUCUGGGAAGACAAUACUGUUCUUGUCCGGUCACCUUCUUGCCGAUGUCACUUACUUUAUUCUCUAGUUCAUAGUAGAUUCACUUUCCCUCUGGCUAAAAGGUAUAGCUAUUCCAUUUCUGUGCACAUAGGCCAAUUAGCUUAACCAGGAUGAAACUGGGUGUGCAUGUGUACAUUAAGGUAAUCAUUUCUAAAAUAGACACCAAUUUUAAAUCUAAUUUCAUAAAUUCUGUAAAAUAAACAAUACUUCAUGCUUAGACUGAUUUACAUGGGAAAAAUCAUAGGCUAAUCGUUAUUAUUUACUGUUACAUGUUAAUGUUAAUAACAUUUUUGUAUCUCUAGAACUAAUUUCCUUAAUGUGAACUUAGAUAAUGUUUAAUUUGGAUAAAGUACACAUUAUUUUGGAUGAGAUGGUGUUGAAUGGCUGCAUUGUGGAAACGAAUCGGGCAAGAAUUCUUGCCCCUCUACUCAUUCUUGAUAAAAUGUCAGAAAGCUGAAUAAUGGAAGUCUCUGCCAGACAACAUCAACUUGUGGAAGUGAGAAUACCGUGGAAUACCUCUUUACAUCUGUAGCCCAAAGUCUGCAAGACUGUAUACUGCGAAAUGGGGUACCCUUACAAAGACAUUUUAUAUAGGUGUUUUCCACAGUUCCUAAGUGGAAAACAAACUGUAUUUUAAAAUAUGGUGUACAAAGAAAAUUUUUCUCUAAGAGACAAAUUUUAUUUUCUAACCAUAAGUAUUUUUUCCCCACUUGUUCAACUUUUGUUGGGUUCUGAGGGUAUCUUUUUUGUUCUUUGCUUUCCUUUGUAUAUUUAAUUCAGGAUAGCAGCAUGAGAAGAACAUGAGACAACUAUCAGCCAAUGAAGUUCUAAACACAGAGCACUUCGAAUGUUUUCUGAAUGCUUUUUCUUUAAAAUGUCUUAAGUCCAAACUUCACUGAAUUGUGUACCUAAUAAAAAUCGAGAAUUAAAUUUGA